AUCCGCCCACUGUCACCGUGUCAGCGUCGCGCGCGUCGCUGCCAGCUCGUGGGCGAAAAGGCCUCGUGCCGCACAGCACAGCGCGCGAUUGGACGUACGGUUUCGACGAGCAAAGUAGACGCGCGCGGCGACGGCGGAGAGGAGCGGAGCUCCCUCGCGCGACGUGGCGCAGCGCGUGGAGGAGAGGAGUCGCCCGCGUUUUCACUCCUCCGCCUUUGUAGCGUUCGCGGGGAUGGGGACAGAAACGAAGGACGAUACGGAUCCCAUCCCAUGCCGCAAUCGCCGUCGCCUUCGAUCUUCUCAGAGGAAAGGAAGGAGGAAAGAAGGAGACGAUCUCCCUGCGUGAUUGGAUCCAACCAAAAACAUAAGACAUAAUAUACGUCCUAGAUGAGUACAUCAGGAUCCGAGAGCGAUUCGGUGGCCGCAAAGCGAUCCAUGAAGCCCAAGUAUUCUAAGUUCACGCAGCAGGAGCUUCCGGCAUGGAAACCACUAUAUACUCCUGGAAUUGUCAUCGGGGCCUUCUCGCUCAUCGGCAUCAUCUUCAUACCGAUAGGGCUCGUUUCAAUUGCAGCAUCACAGGAGGUUGUUGAAUUGGUGGAUAAAUAUGAUGGGGAGUGUGUGACGGCUAACGACAAGGUCGGGUUCAUUCAGGACACCAAGACUGACAAAGCGUGCACCAGAACGAUUACUGUGCCAAAACCUAUGAAAGGCCCCAUACAAGUUUACUACCAGCUGGAAAACUUCUACCAAAACCAUCGGCGAUAUGUCAAGAGCCGGAGCGAUAAACAGCUGCGGUCCAAGGAGUUCUCAAGUGUGAUAAAAACUUGUGAUCCUGAAGCCAUCAGUGAAGGCGGAGCCCCUAUUGUUCCGUGUGGCCUCAUAGCAUGGAGCCUGUUCAAUGACACCUUCACAUUUUCUGUCAACAAGAAGACUGUCCAAGUGAACAAGAAGAACAUAGCUUGGAGCAGUGACAGGACCAUUAAGUUUGGCAGUGAUGUUUUCCCCGAAAAUUUCCAGAAGGGUGGGCUCAUAGGUGGUGGUCAGCUAAAUGAGAAAUUACCAUUGAGUGAGCAAGAGGAUCUCAUUGUCUGGAUGAGAACAGCUGCACUCCCAACAUUCAGAAAGCUCUACGGCAGAAUCGAGACGGAUAUAAUGGCGAGCGAUGAAAUCACAGUGGUGAUUCAGAACAACUACAACACGUACAGCUUUGGAGGCACCAAGGCGCUGGUUCUUUCUACCACUUCUUGGAUCGGCGGCAAGAACAAUUUCAUCGGUUUCGCGUAUGUGGCGAUCGGUACCAUCUCCUUCCUCAUCGCCUUGGCCUUCGUUGGUCUCAACAUGGUUAAGCCAAGGACACUUGGAGACCCGUCUUACUUGUCUUGGAACAAGGAGAACCCAGAUUAUGUCCAAUGAUCAUGCGAGCGGGGAUGUUCAUGUGUUCAUGUCCCAUUGGGUUCGUCUGCAGCGUUGGAUUAAAAUUGUGUGGUUUGUAGAGAGCAGGAUGAGGAGGGGGUAAAUGAAGGGGAAUAUAAUAAACGUUUGGCCCGGCCAAACCUGGUCCAUUAUGUUAGCCCGGCCCAUUUAGGGAGCGACCCAAAAUUCAGUCCCUAAAUGGGCCUACCAAUUUGGCCCUGUGGUUCACGUGGCAAUUUUUUUAAUUAUUUUUAGAACUUUAGGGGUAUUUUUUUAAAAAAAAACGAACUCUCUCAAUACGAAUGGUUAAAUGUUUAUAUUUAUAUUUUUUAAAUAAGAAUGGUUAAAUUUUA
Molecule: messenger RNA, 1766 nt
Organism: Oryza sativa Japonica Group (Japanese rice)
Lineage: Eukaryota; Viridiplantae; Streptophyta; Magnoliopsida; Poales; Poaceae
Product: ALA-interacting subunit 1
Cellular component (GO): plasma membrane; endoplasmic reticulum; Golgi apparatus
Source: RefSeq, a predicted model, not a curated record